This is a messenger RNA of Pseudophryne corroboree (corroboree frog), 532 nucleotides long. RefSeq names its product ribosomal protein L22 (gene RPL22). Gene Ontology annotation, cellular component: ribosome. The transcript is spliced from 4 exons. Gene Ontology annotation, biological process: cytoplasmic translation. Bases 95 to 481 code for a protein of 128 amino acids. Gene Ontology annotation, molecular function: structural constituent of ribosome; RNA binding. NCBI's taxonomy places the organism in Eukaryota, Metazoa, Chordata, Amphibia, Anura, Myobatrachidae. The record is from RefSeq and is a predicted model, not a curated record.
AUCGCUCCGCUCGGCGCUCGAUGUCACCGGCCUGCCCAGGUUACAUAGCGCAUGCGCGCCGGUCCCUUCUUCCUUUCUGCCUUCUGAGGUCGCCAUGGCGCCAGUGAAAAAGACUGCGACGAAGGGCAGCAAAAAAAAGAAGCAGCUCUUGAAGUUCACCUUGGACUGUACACACCCUGUGGAAGAUGGCAUCAUGGAUGCUGCUAACUUUGAGCAGUUCUUGCACGACCGAAUCAAGGUCAAUGGAAAAGUUGGCAACCUGGGUGGCGGUGCUGUCGCCAUUGAGAGGAGCAAAAGUAAAAUCACUGUAACUUCAGAAGUGCCGUUUUCCAAGAGGUACUUGAAAUACCUGACUAAGAAAUAUCUGAAGAAAAAUAACCUCCGUGACUGGCUGCGUGUGGUCGCUAACAGUAAGGAAAGCUAUGAGUUACGAUACUUCCAGAUCAACCAAGAUGAGGAGGAGGAGGAAGAUGAGGAUUAAAUUGUCGAUUUGGAUGGCUUUUGUAUUUACAAAAAUAAAGAUAUAAACACA